Messenger RNA from Blepharisma stoltei, 549 nucleotides. NCBI's taxonomy places the organism in Eukaryota, Ciliophora, Heterotrichea, Heterotrichida, Blepharismidae. The record is from the annotation of a GenBank genome assembly.
AUGAGAGCUCUAAAAGCUAUCUUUUUUGGGACCAAAAGGAAAGAUAAAUUCAUCUACAUCCGAGCUCUUCAAAGAGUUAAAAAAGAUGUUUUAAGCCCAGAAGAUCAAGACCAUGUAAAUGCUUAUCAAUUAGCUAGCGUUUGUAUUAGAUUUGUAGCUGCCCCUAUCUCACUAGCUGCUGCUUAUUAUAUCCCUAUUCCUGAUUUUUUAUAUCCUAUCCCUACAAGAAUCUGCACUUUUUUAUUAUGUUACCGUUCGAUAAGUAUCCCAGUUAUUCUGCCAAGUCUGGAUUGUUUAAAACAAAUUGCUUUAAAAUACGAUUUAAUAAAUAGGCCUGAUUUAUUGACCCCUCCAGUGCAUCAAAUUUAUGAAGUAGAUCAGGAACUUGAUAGAGGAAAGGAGAAAAAUGAUGAGACGUUUAAAGAGUAUCAAAAAAGGAUAAAAGAAACUGAAAUAAGGCUGCGCGAAGCGUAUGAGCUUGAUAAACGCUAUAAGAAAAGUGUAAGCAAUGAAAGCUUUGAAGAAUAUAGGGAUCAAAAGUUAAGCUAA